This is a messenger RNA of Schistosoma spindalis, 1701 nucleotides long. The record is from the annotation of a GenBank genome assembly. Lineage: Eukaryota; Metazoa; Platyhelminthes; Trematoda; Strigeidida; Schistosomatidae.
AUGAAAGAGCAUAAAUAUUCUAUUAAUAAACUAUCCUCUAGUAAAGUAUCGAAUGAUUCAAGAUCAAAUUACCGUUUACUUAAUAUACCAUGUGGUGUUUGUGGUGAUCGUUCUACUGGAAAGCAUUAUGGAGUAUAUAGUUGUGAUGGAUGUUCUGGAUUUUUUAAAAGAAGUAUUCACAAGAAUCGUUCAUAUAUAUGUAAAGCAAGUGGUAAUUUAAAAGGUAAAUGUACCAUUGAUCGUUAUCAUCGUAAUCAUUGUCGUGCAUGUCGAUUAAAUAAAUGUUUUCUAGCACAAAUGAAUGAAGAAAGUGUUCAACAUGAACGUGGACCAAGAAAACCUAACAACAACAACAACAACAGAAACCCCAACCCCAACCAGAGCAACAACAAUAACCAUAGCAACAAUAAAAAUUUUCUAUCAACAAUAGAAUCUAUAAAUGAUGAUUAUCCAUUAAAUCUUUCGAUGAAUCAUAAACAUUUAAUCACAACUAAUAAUAAUCAUAAUCAUCAUCAUAAUAUUGAUUUCAAUGAUCAAAUAAAAAAUCAAUAUCCAAUCAAUAAAUCAAUAAAAUUAAAUUCAUUCAAUAUGGCAUCAAAUUUUUUAUCUGAAAAAUAUAAUUUAAAAUUAUUUAUUAAAUUAUUAAAUCAUUUUUCAAUAAUAAUAAAUAAUAAUAAUAAUAAAAUAAAUCAAUAUUAUUUCAAUAAUCAAUUCAAAAUUAAUCAAUAUACAAUUAAUAUUGAUCAACCAUAUAAAUAUCCAAAUAAUAUUGAUUAUUUAUUAAAUAAUUGGUUAUUGAUAAUCAAUCAAUAUUUUGGUAUAGUUAACAAUGAAAAGAGUCCAUUGAUAACAGAUUAUUAUUUAAAUUUAUAUAAUAAUAUUCAAGAAGUUCUUUUAUCGAAAAUAAACAAUCCCUUAAUGUCUGUUAAUCAAGACAAUAUUCAUUCAGAUUUAAAUAUAAAUUCAUAUUUAAAGAAUAAAACAAUAAAACAUACUACUCAAAUAAAUUGGAUAAAUUUUAUAAAAUUAAAUGAAUGGAAUAAAACAGAAAUUGGUAUACAGAUUAUAAUGAAUAUGAUUAAAUGGAUAUUGAAUCAUUUCUUAAUUGAUAAUAUAAAUAUAGAAGAUAAUAGAAACAAGAUUGACUUAACUAAUACGAAUUGGAUAUUCUUAUUCUAUAUUCAUGUAAUCGAAUAUAUCAAUCAUAAUUUUGAUGAUAAACAUACAAUUGAAUGUCCUACUCGUAAUGAAAAUCCAAAACUAAAUCAUUUGAAUAAAAGUAAUGAUGUAUUCAUAAAUCCUAUUCUGAGUAAUAUGCUCAAUAUUCAUGAUUCAUUGGAUAUGGGUAUUUCAUUCAUUCAAUAUUUAAUUGACUUUAAUUUAAAUAAAGAAGAAAGUGAAUGUGUAAAGUUUAAAAUAUUUACUGAGAAUAAUUUAGAUCAUAUACAAACUACAGUCAAUCAAUCAAGAACAACAACAACACCGACACCGACACCAACACCAACAAUCUUCUCUACUCAUUUACGUUAUGAUUUAAUAAAUCAUUUUUAUGACCAAUUAAUUCAUUUCAAUAAACAUUGGUUAAAACAAUUAAGUAUUAAAAUAUUUUUCAAAUCUAUCCUAUUACAUAACAAUCAAAAUGAAUUCAUUUUAGAUUAUAUAGUACAAAAUUUAUUUAAUGCAAUUGCUUAUACAAAAUAA